Synchiropus splendidus (mandarinfish) is the source of this 4622-nucleotide messenger RNA. RefSeq names its product leucine rich repeat and Ig domain containing 2b (gene lingo2b). Bases 404 to 2257 code for a protein of 617 amino acids. Gene Ontology annotation, molecular function: protein binding. The transcript is spliced from 2 exons. The record is from RefSeq and is a predicted model, not a curated record. Gene Ontology annotation, cellular component: plasma membrane. Lineage: Eukaryota; Metazoa; Chordata; Actinopteri; Syngnathiformes; Callionymidae.
UUGUGAAGGAGCUCCAUCCUUGCGCUGCUUCUGCCGCUGGCUUGAUGCGAGCCUCUCUCUCCUCCUCCUCCUCCUCCUGCUCCUCUCUCUCUCUCUCUCUCUCCUCUCUCUUGUCAUCCUGCACGCUGCAAUGUCUCGUUAAACCUGGACGCUGUCGCCGGGAAGGAUGAGCUGCCGGAGAACAGCCCAACACUGAAGACGGAGGGACACUAGUCCUAUGAGGGCAGACUUGGCGUGGAACACAAGUCCCAAAGAUCCCAGCGUUUACAAGUGUGCCAGAGUGACUGGGACUCAGAGAUGUGAGACCUGCCGCUGGAUUCUGGCAUGUGGAGAAGGUAAAGAAAGGGUGGGAUCGUGAUGGUGCUCGGCGCGGAUAAGAAGUUGUGCCACGACGGAGGGCAACAUGGGUAGAAGAGCCAUGCGGCAACCAGCUGGACGUCAGCACCACCUGCUCCUGGCUGGGGCUCUGCUGCUCUUUACCAUCAACACGGCGCUGAGUUGCCCCGCCAGGUGUGAGUGCUCCCCCCAGAGCAAGUCCGUGAGUUGCCACCGGAAGCGCCUGGGCACUAUCCCCGAAGGCAUCCCCAUCGAGACCCGGGUGCUGGAUUUAAGCAAGAACAAGCUGCGCGUGGUCACGCCCGACAACUUCUCUUCGUUCCAGCAGCUGGAAGACCUGGAUCUGAGCGACAACCUCAUCAGUGUGGUGGAGCCGGGCUCCUUCCGCUCGCAGCUCGCCCUCCGCUCCUUAAACUUCCGCAGCAACCUGCUGCAGUUGGUCCCCGCAGGCGUCCUUACCGGCCUGGGAAACCUGACCCGACUUGACCUGGGUCACAACCGCCUCGUGGUGCUUCUGGAUCACGCCUUCCAGGACCUACGCCGGCUGACUUCAUUAGAAGUAGGCGACAAUGAGCUGGUGUUUGUUUCCCAGCGGGCCUUCACCGGAUUACUGGGCCUGCAGAGCUUGACCUUGGAACGGUCCAAUCUGACCGUGGUUCCAACAGAUGCUCUGGCUCACCUGCACAGUUUGGUGGAACUUCGGAUGCGCCACUUGAGCAUCAGUUUUCUUAAACCCUUUUCUUUCAAAAGGCUUUCUUGUCUGAGAAAACUGGAGAUUGAUUUCUGGCCCUGGUUGGACAGAAUCCCUCCGCUGGCGCUACACGGCCUCAACCUCACAACCUUGUACAUAACCAACACAAACCUGUCUGCCUUCCCUGGAGCAGCGUUACGCAACCUUCCCUACCUCACCCAUCUCAAUUUGUCUUACUGCCGCAUCCAGCACAUCCAUCACGGUGAGCUAGGCCAGCUCCCGCAUCUCAUAGAGCUGCAUCUCCAAGGGGCUCAGCUGGCGUCUAUAGAGCCCUUCGCCUUCGCCGGCCUCAAGUCUUUGCAACUGCUGGAUGUGUCACAGAACCAGCUGGACUCUCUGGAGCGAGGAGUUUUUGGUUCUCCAGAAAGUCUCCAGAGGCUGUGCCUGGGCGGAAAUCCGCUAGUGUGCGAUUGCAGGUUGGUUUGGUUGCUGAACAGCCACAAGCCUUCAUCGCUGCAGAUCUUGGAUAUACAGCCCGAGUGCCGCGCUCCCGAGCACCUCCAGGGAAAAACCCUGCGGGAACUGCGGGAGCCUCUGGUCUCAAGGUACAUGACCUGCACCAAGCCAAGGAUCGGACCCAAUACCACUCAGCUUCUGAUGGCCGACGAGGGACAGCCGGCGCGUUUGAGCUGCAUGGCCGAGGGAGCGCCGCGGCCGACCGUGGUCUGGAUUACGCCGCACAGACGGUACGUCACGACCAAGAGCAGCGGCAGGGUGGAAGUCCAACCGGAUGGCACCCUGGAGAUCAAAGCGGCGGAGCUGCACGACAGCGGCGUGUACCUGUGCAUUGCCAGCAACCCUGCUGGUAACGCCAGUCUGUCGGCCUCUUUGGCGGUGAAGGGCCAGGGAACCGGGGACAGGUUUCACUAUAGCAACCGCAGCUCAAACUAUUUGACAGACUCUAACAGCAGCUGGGGGAACGGGACAGUUUUGUACAACAUGACAGUCCCUAUUGACCUAAAGACCAUAAUCAUAUCCACAGCAAUGGGCUGCCUGUCCUUCUUAGGCGUAGUCGUCUUUUGCUUUCUGCUUCUUUUCGCCUGGAGCCGGGGGAAGGGACGUCACAAGAACAACUUUGAUAUCGAGUACGUCCCACGGAAAUCCAACGGGGCUGCGACCGAAGUGGCAGAAAGCAGUGGUCCCCGCAGGGUCAACAUGAAGAUGAUCUGAACCACCACACAGAAGACACACAUAUCAAGUGAAAUUUUUAAGACGCAGUGGAUUCGUGACAAAUAAUGUUCUCCUAUAGUGGGUGUCAGUCUGAAGGUGAUUUCGUGGUGAAGUGGACCUGUGACAAUACAAGUGAUAUAUGAACCCGUGGAUGUGUUUAUAUGACAUCAUGUUCUUUGACAGUACGUUCAGUAUAACCCUAUAACCGACAUAUCAAACGGGAGCGAUGUCGUGCUGCACUUGUUCAUCGGUGGAAACGUGAUGACAAAUCGGCGCUGCGCUACGUCAACACCGAACACCCAUCCUUGCUGCAGUAUGAAAGGAGCGUGAGAAUCUGUGUGCGCAUGUUGCAUUUGUGUUUCUUUGUGCAUGUGCACGCAUUUGCCUUUUUUAGUGGAUGAAAAUAGUUAAAAAAAAAAAAAAAAGGAACGGAAGGUACCAGAUGUUUCAAAGUGCUUCACGUUCACCCGAGGAAAUAAAUCUGUUUUUCAGAUGGAACAACUGCUGAGAACACCAAUACAAAUUGUGAUUCGCACAGAAAGUUCCUUUUUUUUAGUGGUCUGAUGAGGCUUCAUGAAACACUGUCCCAAUUCUCAGAGCUCAGCAGGGGGCACCCUACGUUUGAAAAAGAUGGUUGUUCAGAACCACAUAUCUUGGAGAAGAUAGCGCCACCUAGCGGGCACUGAAAAUGAGGACACUGUUUCAUGAAGCUUCAUCAGCCCAUCACUGUUUUUUUCAUAAUGUGUAUAAAGGUUUUCCAACUGCUGCUGUAAACCUAGCUAAUAUUGGUCAGGAUAUGUUUUCAUGAAUAUUUAAGAAUAAAUGUUAUGUUCAUUUAGAGCUAAAAAAAAAAAAUAUGAAUAUAUAUAUAUAUAUUUUAAUAUGCUUUGUUUUAUUAUUAAGAAAAACGUUUUAGUACACAUUUUUUUAUUUAAAUUACAUUUAUUAAAAUUAUUCGUAGUAGUUUUUGGGGUGGCAAAAAAAGAAUUGUAAAACAGAAUAAACUGUUAAAAAAAGAACAGUAUUUUUGUUAGAAGCAUCAAAUGUUUUAUCCACCCAGCCUUGUUUUCAACAUUAAUUAAGGAUGAAGCAUCCACAUCAUAUUUAGACAGAGGAAGAUUAAAUUUGAUUAAAUUGUCCAUUGAAGAGACGACAUUUGUUUAUUAUUAUAAGACAAAAAGAAAAUCUUUCCAAAUUUAAUCCAUCACAUUUCAGCAGACCUUCAGAGAACUUGUCUAAUUUCCUUAAAAAAUAAACUCAUAAAAAUGCUUCAUUCAGCCAGACAACAUUAAAAAUGUCCAUUUCUGUGAACUAAAUUUAACAGUUUAUUGAUGGAAAAUCUGAUUUUAGAUUUAUUUACUCGGGUGAAUGGAAGACACUGUGGUGGUGCUGUGACACUUGAGUAACAGUUGAUCUUAAAAGUUGAUCUGUUUGUAGGAAAAUCUUAACUUCUGGAGAACUUGUUGAAGCUGGUUCCCUCCUUGAGCGACGUCUAAACUCGCGGGAUCACAAACCAUCUGCCGUGUCCCAGCUUUCCUUUCUUUCCCGCUGCAGCCUCAGUGAUGUUAUCACCCCAAAAAGCUUCCAGCGGCAGAAAUGUUAAACCUGUUUAUGGCAUCAUAAAUCACUGGCAGAUUUUCCGCCACACAAAUCCCUCGAUAUGAUAAAAAAGAAUUGGACGGCGGAGAUUUGCUGGCCAGUUCUCCUGCUGGGAGAAGUUGAGCCCCUCAGAUUUAUCUCCAGAUUUUCCCUGCUUUGUCAUUUUCUUAACUUUCCCGGCGUGUUGGGGGCGGGGCAUCUAAGGGUUCUGUGGGGUGUUUCGUAGGUGGCUGUUGGAGAAGUCGUACCAUUGUACCGUUGAGUUACUGCAGGUGACAAGUUUUAAAUGUUGGAAAAAAUUUAAAAAAAGGGCAAUCUUUGUAAUGCAGGGAACCGUGGCUGUUGAUUUUUGUGUGACCUGUUGUGAUACAAUAUUUAAAAGGUUGUUUAAUUGUUUUCAUAUGACAAAUUUAUGGGUAUAUUUUCAAAUGGAAUAAAUAUGAAUCAUACCCCGACACUGGUAUCAUGGUGCUUCAUGUUGUGAGCGACACGUGCGGCUUUAAAAAGGUGGCGUUCACACCUCGACUGGAACAUUCGUUCAGCUAAAAAGACAUGACAUGCAGGUGAGGAGGAGAAGAACCGCUGCUCAGCUGAGGUGGACUGCGCUCCUGGAUGCGGAGUGAGGGGUUCAAAUAGGCCCCAUUGUUUUAACCAAAUGUAUUUCUUCCUAUUGGCACGUUUUCAUGAACCAAAAACAUGGAUACAUUUAUUUCCUGACUGAAGACGGAGUUGGCGUCAUUUUUUUAUGUUGAAGUUUUCGUUUGUU